Microthlaspi erraticum is the source of this 453-nucleotide messenger RNA. NCBI's taxonomy places the organism in Eukaryota, Viridiplantae, Streptophyta, Magnoliopsida, Brassicales, Brassicaceae. The record is from the annotation of a GenBank genome assembly.
AUGAGCAGCGGUAGAGACCAAUACAUAGAGGGUUAUGAUGGUUUCAAGGUCCUUCAGCUCCCAUUUCGACAAGGCAGUGAUAGCGAUCAUAGUUUCUCUAUGUAUUUCUAUCUUCCCGACGAGAAAGAUGGUUUGGAUAAUCUUGUGAAGAAAAUGACAUCAACUCCUGGAUUCGUGGAUAAUCACAUUCCGAGUUCCGAGGUUGAAGUUUGUCAGUUCAGAAUCCCAAAGUUUAAGAUCGAACUCGGGUUUGAGGCUACAAAGGCUUUCAAUGAGUUGAAACUGGUUGAUGAGAUGAAGAUUUCGCUGUACAAGAAAGCUUGGGUCCAGAUCAAUGAAGAUGGUGCUGAAGCUUUUUCAUACAGUUUUAUUUGCGCCGAAGAUGAUGAUGUCUGCAUGUGUCUGCCGACAAUAGAUUUUGUGGCUGAUCAUCCAUUUCUUUUUUUUGAUUAA